AUGAAAGAGAAGGAGGAGGAUAAGGAGAACAAUGACGGUUUCGACUAUCAAGGCAUGGAUUAUGACUGGGGUGGACAGCGGAAUGACAUCAAUGGAGCGGACGCAACAACCAAAGAACCUGUAGAUGAAGAUAUGGUUGAAAAUACAGAGGUGGUAGAAGAGAAAGAGAGUGAAGAAGACGCUCAGAAGGACGAUAGAGGUUCUGAGGAAGAGACAGAACCUGAACCUGAAGCAGAAGCAGAAGCUGAAGAAGACAAAGAAAAAGAGGAUGAGGAAGAGAGUGAAGAAGAGGCUCAGAAGGAACCUGAUGAGGUUCAAGAUGAGGUUGAGAUGAAUGAAGCCAAUGAGAUUGAAGAAGAGGUUGAAACAGAGGCUCGGGUUGAAGUUGAAACCGAGAAAACUGCUACACCACCACGUGGUAGGACUAAGGCAGCAGCCGCGAGGAGACAAAUCCUAACAACACCAGAGAAGUUGUUCGGAAAGGCUGAAAAAAUGGUGGAGGAAGAGAUGAAAGAACCUGAGGAAGAGGGUGAAAAAAUGGUGGAGGAAGAGGUGAAAGAACCUGAGGAAGAGGGUGAAAAAAUGGUGGAGGAAGAGGUGGAAGAACCUGAGGAAGAGGGUGAAAAAAUGGUGGAGGAAGAAGUGGUAGAGCCUGAGGAAGAGGCUGGAAAAAUGGUGGAGGAAGAGGUGGAAGAACCUGAGGAAGAGGCUGGAAAAAUGGUUGUCUACGAAGGCAGUACUUGUGAAACGAAGGAAGCUGACAAGGGAGCAGCCAAGCCUUCUGGAACUGGGGUCAAGCAUAGGCCAAAACAAAUGGCAUUGAGGAAGCACGCUACUAAGCAGGCUCCUAAGCCGAGGGGUAGACCGAGAAAGGAUACUGAACCAAAGAAGUUCACAACGCCAUAA
Molecule: messenger RNA, 906 nt
Organism: Brassica napus (rape)
Lineage: Eukaryota; Viridiplantae; Streptophyta; Magnoliopsida; Brassicales; Brassicaceae
Product: retinitis pigmentosa 1-like 1 protein
Exons: 1
Coding region: 1-906 (301 amino acids)
Source: RefSeq, a predicted model, not a curated record